Molecule: messenger RNA, 556 nt
Organism: Prorocentrum cordatum
Lineage: Eukaryota; Dinophyceae; Prorocentrales; Prorocentraceae
Source: the annotation of a GenBank genome assembly
GCCGAGGCAGUGCCCUCCGCGCCCACGCCGGCGGAACGCUCGCGCGCCAGCGCCGGCGCGGAGGGGCCGGCGGCGCCGACGGUCUCCUUGCCGAGCCCCCGCGAGGCCGCCGACGAGCGGCUGCCCGGGGACGCUCGGCCGCCGCGGGAGCUGAGCGAGGACAGCCCCGGCCAGCGCGCAGGGGCGCCUGACGGCGGCAGGUGGCCCAGCCCGCAAUGGCAGGCGCGCACCCCCGGCCGCGAGGCACCCACGCCGGGCGCCGGCGCGGGACCUCCUGUGCGCGAGGCGGCGGCGCUGGGUGCCGGCGUGGGCCCUUUGGAGACCCCGUCCAUCGUGGACGAGGACGUCGCCGAGUGCGCCCAGGAGCGCCACCCCUUCCCGCGCUCUCCCGCGGGCAGCGAGCCUGCCGCGAACGACGGGCCCGCCCACGCGCUCGCGGCCGCGCGGGCGGACCCCGUGGAGCUCGACAGCCUGGGCGACGCGGAGGAGCGGCGCUCGUCUGCCUCCUCGUCGAGCCCGCCGUGCUCGCAGCUGUCGGCCCUGUCUUCCUCGUUCU